Cotesia glomerata is the source of this 3172-nucleotide messenger RNA. Its product is annotated as cyclin-dependent kinase 11B-like. Gene Ontology annotation, cellular component: nucleus. The transcript has 6 exons. Gene Ontology annotation, molecular function: cyclin-dependent protein serine/threonine kinase activity; ATP binding. Bases 134 to 2695 code for a protein of 853 amino acids. Lineage: Eukaryota; Metazoa; Arthropoda; Insecta; Hymenoptera; Braconidae. The record is from RefSeq and is a predicted model, not a curated record. Gene Ontology annotation, biological process: regulation of mitotic cell cycle; protein phosphorylation.
GAGGGUAGAGAAAACGUUCUUAAACGUUAGUCCACUUUUGCCAACGAAUCAUAUUUAUAAAACAGAAUUUAAAUAUAUGAUUAGUAUUUAUAUUUUUAACAAUCGUAAAUAAAAAAAUACCUGUUACAAUAAAAUGGAAGUUGACAGCCGAAGUGAUGAUGGAAAAAUGAGACACAGCCCAAUAAAAGACACGGAAGAUUUCAGCUUCUCAGAAGACGGAGAAGACACCACGGACUCGUUGGAAAUAAAACCACCGCAGGCAUCUCAGCGUUCAUACAAAUCAAAUUCUUCGAGAAGGCGUGAUAAUCAUUCUGGUUAUUCAGAUAGACUUGAUGAUAGAGAUCGCAAGCCGAGGCACCACGAUCGUGAAGAUCGACGGAGAGAAAACAAACACAAACACCGUAGACAUGGUUUAGAGUCAGGAUCUGAUACCAGCGUGUCCAAGAGGGACCGCGAAAGAUCUGAGCGCAGUGAAAGGUUAGAUAAUUACUCUCGCAGUGUCGUCACCAGCGAACGAGAAUUUUCUAGACAUGAAAGAAAAGGAAGAAUCAGUGAAGAUUGUGUCCUUGAGGAUUUACGCACCAGGAAUUUCUCUUCAAGAUUACUGGACAAGAGGCGAGAGCGACGAGAUGACCCAAGGGAUGUGCGUGACUAUAAAUCGGAAUCCCGUCGAGAGCUGCGUUUGGAAGAGACACGUGAACCACGAGACCGUCGAGAAAUAAGAGAAUCAAGGAUUGAAGACACACGUGAUAAGCGGGAUGAAAUUCGCGCGGAAGAACGUCGCCAAGUACGUAUCGAAGACUUGCCGUACAAUGACAACGAGUUGGAGCAAGAACGACCUAAUCGGGAGAAAAGACAUAAACGGAGUCACAAGCAUGACAGAGUACGUGACAGAGAUCGCGAGCGCGAGUACCGUGAAAAGCAGCGCGAAGCAACCAUGGAGGUUGUUGAAGAUGAAGAGGACGAGCCAAGUCCCUUGCCGAUGUCGGUUAAAGACCCGAAAGAACUCGCGGAGCAAGAGUUACGUAAAAAGAGGUUACUCGAAGCAGACCGAGAAUUAGAACGGAGGAAAGAGGCUUCUAAAGCAGAAUUAGAGGCAAGAAGACUUAAGAGAGGAGAAAAACGUCCGCACAGUCCUGCUCCAGUUUAUAGACUAAGUGACGAUGACCUCAGUCCUAUACAAUCUGACGAUGAUCAAUCAAAAUCUUCCAAAUCUCAAAGACAAUCAUCAGAAGACCGUUAUAGUAGCAAAGACAAGUCAUCUGAAAAACAAACGUCCGAUUCAUCGGAUUCGAGUAGCGAAGAAGAAGACGAUGACGACGACUCAACAGAGUCUAACAAAGGUUCCAAUGAUGAAUCAAACGAUGGUUCUGAUUACAGCAAUCCCAGCCCGAUAUCCGUCGACCGCCUUGUCAAGUCAGAUCACUCUGACGGAGGCUCUCCCGGUCGCAUCGUAUCAAACGGGACUGCCAAAGAACCCGAAGAAGUGAAGGAAGAAGUAAAAGGAGAAGAGGAAGAACCAGAGCUACCUCCAUACCUACCUGCCAUUCAGGGCUGCCGCUAUGUAGAUGAAUUUGUCAGCUUGAAUCGCAUCGAAGAAGGUACUUACGGUGUCGUAUAUCGGGCACGUGAUAAACGCACAGGCGACAUUGUAGCGCUAAAAAAAUUGAAAAUGGAUCGGGAAAAGGAAGGAUUUCCUAUUACUAGUUUAAGGGAAAUAAAUACGUUGUUGAAAGCGCAGCAUCCGAACAUUGUUACCGUCCGCGAGAUUGUCGUCGGCAGCAACAUGGACAAGAUAUACAUUGUGAUGGACUACGUGGAGCACGACCUGAAGUCUCUGAUGGAAACGAUGAAGCAGAAAAAGCAAAACUUUUUGCCCAGCGAAGUAAAGUGUCUUAUGCAGCAGUUGUUGAAAGCAGUAGCGCAUUUACACGACAAUUGGAUCCUCCAUCGCGAUUUAAAAACCUCAAACCUGCUGCUGAGCCACAGGGGGAUUCUCAAGGUCGGUGAUUUUGGAUUAGCCAGAGAAUAUGGAUCACCUCUGGGCAGAUACACUCAAAUCGUGGUGACUCUUUGGUACCGUGCGCCAGAAUUGUUGCUAAAUGGUAAAGAAUACAGCACGCCCAUCGACAUGUGGUCUGUAGGAUGUAUAUUCGCUGAGCUGAUACGCAUGGAAGCUCUUUUUCCCGGGAAAUCCGAGAUUGAUCAAAUUCAAAAAAUCUUCAAAGAACUCGGUUCACCGAACGAUCGUAUUUGGCCAGGUUACUCUAACUUGCCAUUGGUAUCUAAAAUACCUUUCGCUCAAUCUUAUCCGGUAAAUAAUUUACACCAGCGAUUCCGGCUCAAGCUGUCUGACAACGGAAUGGAGUUGCUCUGUAAAAUGCUGACUUAUGAUCCGGCUCAGCGUAUCACCGCUGAGGACGCUCUACAGCAUCCUUAUUUUACUGAGUCGCCGCUGCCGAUUGAUCCCUCAAUGUUUCCAACCUGGCCUGCUAAGUCAGAGGCCAAAGACAGAUCAGCCAUGAAAGUUAAUGCGUCUCCGAAACCUCCUAGUGGCGGCAAAGAGUACAAGCAGUUGGGGGAGUAUGAUGAAGCUGAAUUAGGUCCUGCUGUUGAUGGAUUUCACAUGGGUCUUAUGGAAAGCGGUCGCCGUAGAACUGUUCCUGCUGGCGGAGGUUUUCAUCUUAAAUUUUGAUCUCCGAUGGAUGUACAUGAUUCGAAUGACGAUUCGACUCUACUUAACAAAGCGCGUCAACGAAAUACAUUAAAGAUUGAAAUAGCUUUUAUUUUUGUCGUAAAUAAAUAAUUUUUUUAAGAUUUUAAAAAUACAAUAAAUUUCAAUUGAAAUUUGUUACUAUAUCAUGGUAUGUUCUUUACACGCCAAUUAUUUUUCUACGGCUAGUUUAAAUGUUUAAAUCUAAGUAUUGUACAAAUGGUUAAUUAAUUAAAUAUUCAACCACAAAACGCAUGUAAUAAGGUUAAAUACUAAUGAAGUCAUUUGUAAGGUACUUUAUAUUAAAGUAUCAUUUAUUGUUAUAAUUAUGUAAUAUCUAAAGUUUAUUGACAUUGUUCACAGGUUUAAGAUAACCCAGAAACAAAUCAGACUAGGUAAAAUUAUUGAAUUUAUAUAUUUGUAUUAUAAUGAUUGAAAAUAAAUGACUACUUCAAUAGA